AGCGGACAUGAAGGCGCCUGAUCAGCAGGGGCGUCCCAGCGUCCAGUUCCUGUGCCAGCGGUGCCAGAAAAUCAAGCGCGCAGCUGGCAUCUACUGGUACUGCACCGCCAAGGUCGAGGAUUCAGAGGAUGAAGACGCCGACUAUUCCUACAACUGCAUGUCCUGUGGCGGCGUGGAGGUGUACGGGAAUGAGGCAGACAUGGACAGCGAGGGCGAGGAGGUGACAGCGCCCCUCGACGCCCUGGACGACGCCCAGGCGCUCCUCGACACCUGGAUCGGGGAACUGGAUCAGCUGCAAAUGGUAAGUGUUGUAAACGAGACAGGCAGACUUCUCGAGAACGUGAAGAUAAGUACAGGCGUGUUCUUACAGUUCCAGGCAGGAAUGUAUCAGACUUGAAUGUGUUUGAUUAAGGUGCUGUUGCGUGACGACCCUAAUGACGGAGGGCGUUCCAAGUACGGGCGUGGGGAUGUGGCGAUCGCCGUGGUGGGUUUCGGGUGCGGUGUGGUGUCGACUGCAGUGUGUCAUGUGGCUUGAAGCACGAGGUGUGCUGCAUCGGCCGCCAGGUGUGUAUAUUGAAUGCCCUGUGUCAGAAAGUGCAUGGCGCUACUCUUUGCCAAGUGGACCUUGCAUGGCGGGCAGGAUAACUGCAUCAACGAGGCACAUGAAACAGCUGCUGAUCAAUACGGGAGGAGGAAGGAGAGAGGAACAGAGAGAGAGAAUUGGAGAAAGGAAGAGAGAGAGAAUUAGAGAAAGGAAGAGAGAGAGAGUUAGAGGGAGACAGAGAGAGA
Messenger RNA from Penaeus chinensis, 789 nucleotides. RefSeq lists its product as uncharacterized. NCBI's taxonomy places the organism in Eukaryota, Metazoa, Arthropoda, Malacostraca, Decapoda, Penaeidae. The record is from RefSeq and is a predicted model, not a curated record. Bases 8 to 397 code for a protein of 129 amino acids. The transcript is spliced from 3 exons.